Ostrinia nubilalis (European corn borer) is the source of this 1718-nucleotide messenger RNA. It is a transcript of the gene PBAN, whose product is annotated as PBAN-type neuropeptides-like. The record is from RefSeq and is a predicted model, not a curated record. Bases 44 to 646 code for a protein of 200 amino acids. Gene Ontology annotation, molecular function: neuropeptide hormone activity. Gene Ontology annotation, biological process: pheromone biosynthetic process; neuropeptide signaling pathway. NCBI's taxonomy places the organism in Eukaryota, Metazoa, Arthropoda, Insecta, Lepidoptera, Crambidae. The transcript has 6 exons.
CCAUAGACUCAACCCAUGGGAAGAAAUAUUUGAAGUCACAAACAUGAUUUUCAAUUUUAAAUUGUUAUUUUUCGUUCUUGCUCUGUUUUGUGCGCUUGCAACGGCCGUGGACGACUUGAAGGAUGACGUGGACCGAGGCGCCAGCGACCGCGGCACCCUCUGGUUUGGCCCGCGACUCGGCAAGCGCUCCUUGAGGAUAUCAAAUGAUGACAACAAGCAAACUUUUUUGAGGCUUCUUGAAGCUGCCGACGCCUUGAAAUUCUACUACGAUCAGCUCCCCUUCUACGAAAGCCAGGCCGACGAUCCGGAGACCCGUGUGACAAAAAAAGUAGUCUUCACUCCGAAACUCGGCCGCAGCAUCGACGUCUACCCUGAAAAACGCACGUUCGAGAACGUAGAAUUCACGCCGCGGCUGGGAAGAAGGUUGCCUGAGAAAGUGCCUGUCACGCCAUCUGAUUCUCAUGACGAAGUGUAUAGUUUCAAACCAGACAUGGAAGAGAUCAUUUCCCGGCACAACUACUUCUCACCGCGACUCGGCAGAACCCUCAACUUCUCUCCUAGACUGGGGAGGGAACUAGACGCUUCGUAUGACAUUUACCCAGAGAAGAUACGGCUAGCACGAAGCGCUAACUUGACGAAAACAUAACGCGAUGACCUUAUACUAUAAAUCUUUACCGUUUUAACUGAUGUUUGACGAUACCUCUGUAAUUUUAAUACGAUAUUGUUUAUGAAAGGGUAGUUUUUAAAUAACGAUGCCAUUUUGUAUUUGAAGAAUGGACCAAAGACUUUUAAGCACGGAUUUUGAAAUGACACUCAUGCUCAAGAAAAAGUUGAAGCACGCUUUUGGUUCAAAAAUACUAUAAUAUUAACCAAUCAUAGGAUACAUGAUUGAGUUUCAAUCAGUGAGGUUUAUAGAUACUUACAUUAGUAAUCGGUAAAUAAAUGCAGUCUAAAAAACCACUCUAUCUAGGCAAGUUACCAAGGAUAUCAACGCUAAAACCGAAAGAGCGCUGAAGUCUAAAGUCUGGAUGAGGUAAGGAGAAAGAAUGCUGCAGAGUUUAGCCCAACCUUGGACAAGGAAUGGGAUAAAGUGAAAUCAAGCUGAUGAAGUGGUUUUUUUUUUUUUUUUAUGUGAUAGGAGGCAAACGAGCAGACGGAUCACCUGAUGUUAAAUGAUUACCGUCGCCCAUAGACACCCGCAGACCCAGGGGCGUUACAGGUGCGUUGCCGGCCUUUAAGGUAAAGAUACGCUCUCCUCUUGAAAGCUUGCAGGUCGUAUCCGUCCGGAAACACCGCAGACGACAGACAGGUUUGACUGCCAAAGUCACGUGAUCGUCACAAACUGUAUAGAUUCUGCAGUUUGCCUAAAACUAGUUUCUAGUUCAUUCUAUUAUAUUUGUGUAUGAAAAUAGGAGUCUUUAUAGGCUGGGGACUCCUAAGCUGAACACUUAGAGCUUGUAGAUUUGUGUUUAAAUUUACUAGUUACGCUCAAAUCUCGAUUUAAUUUGAUUGUUUGUAAAGGCAAAAAGUUAAAAACCAAAGGCUGUAAUUUGUUCUUGAGCAAAGAUUCUAUGUUAGUGUCAUUUCAUAAUACCCCUACCUCUUUUUCUUCUUCAAGCAAUCUAUUAAAAUUGGUCUCUUGUAUUCGUUCGACUUGCUAUUGACCCGUCUCAUGCUCUAAGAGCUUCUUGAAAUGACCGUUUUUCAAACUAGAUACU